Messenger RNA from Tetrahymena thermophila SB210, 1092 nucleotides. Its product is annotated as transmembrane protein, putative. The transcript has a single exon. Lineage: Eukaryota; Ciliophora; Oligohymenophorea; Hymenostomatida; Tetrahymenidae. The record is from RefSeq and is a predicted model, not a curated record.
AUGAAUACAGUAAGCAAUACUUAAAGGAAUUUAGAUUUUUUAAGUCUUACUGAGAAAAUAGGAAGACUAAAAAGUUUCGUAGUUUAUUCGCUUUUGAUCUUCGCACUAUUUAACUUGGUAGCAGCAUUAGUUCUUAUCUUAAUUCCUAUAAAUGAUCCUGAUAUGAAGAAUAAUACUUAAAUGAUAUUUGCAAAAAGAGCUUGGGUCAAAGAGCAAGAAUUAUAAAAAAAUCUAAUUGAAAAUAAAAUAAUUUUACAGAUUAAUGAUCAAAAUGGAAAGUUAUCUAAUUCAUUAAAAGUAAAUAAUAAGUAGCUUGCCCCAUUCAAUUUAAUAUCUCAAGUUGUUCCUUUACAAAGUUCUGACUAUUUUGGCAAUAUUCAAAUCAGCCACUAAUGGAAUUACUCAUCAAAUUCUUAGAAUUUAUCUUUCAACUUCUAUGUUAAUGAAAUUAACGAUGAAAACAAACUUAUCAAUUCAUAAGAUUAAAAUUCUUAAAUGACCCUCUAAACUAUACUAUAAACAGAGUUUAACAUGGUAGAUAUGAUAGCUUAAGGAAUGUGUUUCGAUAUUACAUCUUGUGUAGAAAACUGUAUUAAAAAUAAAAAUGAAAUCGUUUAAAAUGAAAAUAGAGAGAAAGUUUGCAGAGGCUUAUUCUAAGUUAACAGCGUCUGUGCCGUUAUGGAUUUCUCUGACAAAAAAAUAAUUGGAGGAUGCUACAAGAAUGGAUAGUAUGAAAAAUACAGCUUUAUUAAAACUUCUUAAGACACCAAAAAAUAAAUAGUCCACUAGAAUAUGAAAGUAAGAGAUUCAGUAGACAUAAAUUUUGAAAUUUAUGAUAAAUAAGAUCCUCACAUUAAAGCCUUAGAGUUAUCAUAAACUUACGAGCCUUAUGAAUAAACUGUCUCUCCUUACUAAAAGGCUUCUAAGUACUUCUUCUUAAUAGGAGGCUCAAUCUCAGUAGCUAUUCUUUUCAUACUAGCUCUAAUCAACGCAAGCCAUAAUAAAGAAAAAGGAGAUGAAAAAGAAGAAAACAAAUUAAAUUAAACUUAAGAAAUGGUCUUAGAUCCCACAUCAAUCACUCAAAUGAAUUGA